GAAAUAACACGAACUGCACUUCGACUUAGAUCGUGUCUAGGAAAAUGAUCGGCAGAUAAAGCACCAGUACAGUACAAGCUGCAUCCUCAUGCCAGUUCAGCACCUGGAGGAAAAGAUGUCACCUCAAGAUCUCAAGAACUAGCUGGGAACUUUUCAGAUCUUCCUAAAACUGACUGUAGAACUGGUUUAGACAGUCUUAUUGGUAUCUAUCAGGUAUUUUAAAACAAUGGCGUCUCACAGUCCUGCUCCCACAGAAGAGCCGUCCUCGGAGGUAACGAACGGUGACCUGAAGGCAAGCGGCUCGCAGGAGUGCAUGAAACUGAAAAAAGAAAUAUCUUUGCUCAAUGGCGUGUGCCUCAUCGUGGGAAACAUGAUCGGCUCCGGGAUCUUCGUCUCACCGAAAGGCGUACUGAUGUAUAGCGGCUCCUACGGGUUAUCUCUGGUAAUAUGGACAGUCGGUGGGAUCUUCUCGGUGUUUGGUGCGCUCUGUUAUGCCGAGCUCGGGACCACCAUCACCAAGUCGGGCGCCAGCUACGCUUACAUCCUGGAGGCCUUUGGGGGCUUUUUGGCUUUCAUCCGUCUAUGGACUUCUCUUCUGAUCAUCGAGCCCACCAGUCAGGCCGUGAUAGCCAUCACUUUCUCCAACUACAUGGUGCAGCCCAUCUUUCCAACGUGUAUAGCGCCCUAUGUAGCCAAUCGUCUGCUGGCCGCAGCCUGCAUCUGCUUGCUGACCUUCGUGAACUGUGCGUAUGUGAAGUAUGGAACGCGCGUUCAGGACAUCUUCACCUACGUAAAGGUCGUCGCUCUCAUCGCCGUCAUCAUCACUGGCCUGGUCAAGAUAUUCCAAGGUUACACGCAGAACUUUGAAGGGCUGUUCUCAGGUUCCUCUCAUGAUCCUGGUGAUGUGGCUCUGGCAUUAUAUUCUGCUCUUUUCUCCUACUCUGGAUGGGACACGCUGAACUUUGUGACUGAAGAAAUCAAAAACCCUGAGAGAAAUCUCCCACUGGCCAUUGCUAUCUCCAUGCCCAUUGUCACAGUGAUCUACAUUCUUACCAAUCUGGCAUACUAUACAAUCCUGCCCAUCCCUGCCAUCCUGGACAGUGACGCCGUGGCUGUGACAUUUGCAGACCAGGUAUUUGGAUAUUUUAACUGGACAAUACCGGUCGCUGUCGCCUUCUCCUGCUUUGGAGGAUUAAAUGCAUCAAUAGUGGCUGCAUCAAGGCUGUUCUUCGUGGGCUCCAGGGAGGGCCACCUGCCAGACUACCUGUGCAUGAUUCACGUCACCCGCUACACCCCCAUCCCUGCCCUACUCUUCAAUGGUGCCAUGGCUCUUGUUUAUCUGUGUGUGGAGGACGUCUUUAAACUGAUCAACUACUACAGCUUCAGCUACUGGUUCUUUGUGGGUCUCUCUAUCCUGGGACAGAUGUACCUGCGAUGGAAACAACCAGACAGAGUCCGACCACUAAAGCUCAGCUUGUUCUUCCCAAUUAUAUUCUGCCUCUGCACUGUAUUUCUGGUGGUGGUGCCUUUAUAUAGCGACACUAUCAACUCGUUAAUCGGCAUCGGCAUUGCCUUAUCGGGAGUUCCCGUCUACUUCCUGUGCUGCCAUCUACCUGCCACACGGCGGCCGAUGUGGCUCCGCAAGUUUAUUGCAUCUUCAGGUAUACUGAUUCAGAAGGUGUGCUACUGUGUUCUUACUGAGAUGGACACCGGGGAUGAAAAGGCAGAGUAGAAGAG
Molecule: messenger RNA, 1737 nt
Organism: Rhinichthys klamathensis goyatoka
Lineage: Eukaryota; Metazoa; Chordata; Actinopteri; Cypriniformes; Leuciscidae
Gene: slc7a7
Product: solute carrier family 7 member 7
Exons: 10
Coding region: 227-1732 (501 amino acids)
Biological process (GO): amino acid transmembrane transport
Cellular component (GO): membrane
Molecular function (GO): L-amino acid transmembrane transporter activity; basic amino acid transmembrane transporter activity
Source: RefSeq, a predicted model, not a curated record